Molecule: messenger RNA, 2612 nt
Organism: Octodon degus (degu)
Lineage: Eukaryota; Metazoa; Chordata; Mammalia; Rodentia; Octodontidae
Product: zinc finger protein 14-like
Exons: 4
Coding region: 117-2138 (673 amino acids)
Biological process (GO): negative regulation of transcription by RNA polymerase II
Molecular function (GO): DNA-binding transcription repressor activity, RNA polymerase II-specific
Source: RefSeq, a predicted model, not a curated record
UUUGCCUUUGGAGCGCAGGGGGCUAGGUCUCCGCUGGUUAAGUCAGUGUGUCCUUUGUCGCACUGUCAUUCCAGGUGCUGAGGGUUCCAAGACUCGGAGACGCCAGCAGCGUGAAGAUGGCAGUCGACUCAGUGGACUUUGAGGAUGUGGCUGUGCAGUUCACCUUUGAAGAGUGGGCUCUGUUGGAUCCUUCACAGAAGAGACUCUACAGAGAUGUGAUGAGGGAAACCAUCAGGAACCUGGCUGCUGUGGGGAGAAAUUGGAAAGACUGGAACAUUGAAGAUGAUGACCAAAAUGUGAGGCGAAAUCUAAGAAGCUAUGUGGUCAAGCGACCACGUGAAAGUAAAGCAAGUCUUCAGUGUAGAGAAAACAGCAGAAUUUCAAAUCUGAGUUGCGUCAAGGAAACUCAAACCUGUGGAACAGCAUGUAAAGGCAGCCUGUGUGAAAAAGUCUUCAUGCAUCCAAAAUUCCUUAGUAGGCACCUCAGAUUGUAUCCUGGCUGCAGAGUAUACAAGAGUCAGAAAUACGGAAAUAAGCCAUAUGAAUGUAAGGAGUGUGGUAAAGCAUUCAUUUAUCACCAGUGUCUUCGGAACCAUGAGAGUACUCAUACUGCAGAGAAACCUUAUGAAUGUAAACAGUGUGGCAAGGGAUUCACAUUUCUCAGUUCCUUUAGAAAACAUGAAAGAAGUCAUGUUAGUGAGAAGAGCUAUCAGUGUAAAGAAUGUGGGAAAACAUUUUUUGGUCGCCAAACAUUUAAGAUACACAUGAAUGUGCAUACUGGAAUGAAAUUCUACCAGUGUAAGCACUGUGGAAAACCUUUCCUGUAUUUUUCAUCGUAUAAAGCUCAUGAAAAGAAUCAUAGUGGAGACAGAUCUUAUGAAGGUAGGCAAUGUGGUGAAUCCUUCAGUGUCCCGCUAAAUCUGCGAUACCGCAAAGGGACUCAUGCUACAGAAAAAUCAUGUAAAUGCACAGUAUGUGGUAAGGAUUUCAGAUGUCCAUGUGUCUUUCAGUUACAUAAAAAUACUCAUUCUGGGGAGAAACUUCAUAAAUGCAAGGAAUGUGGGAAUUCCUUUGUUUGUCUUACAAGGCUUCAGAGGCAUGGGAGAAUGGACACUGGAGAGCAACCUUAUAAAUGUAUGGAAUGUGGGAAGGCUUCCAGGACUUUAAGCUUCUGUGAAUUACAUGGAAGAACUCACAUGGCAGAAAAACCCUACACCUGUAUUCAGUGUGGCAAAACAUUCAGGGAUUCUAAUACCCUUCAUGAUCAUGAGAGAAUGCAUAAUGGAGAGAAACUCUAUCAGUGUAAAGUGUGUCGUAGAGUCUUCAAUAAUUCAAGCUCAGUUCAAGCGCAUGAAAGAACUCACAGUGGAGAGAAACCCUAUGAAUGUGAACAGUGUGGAAAGACCUUCACUCGUUCAAAUGUACUACGAAUGCAUGAACGAAUUCAUAGUGGAGAGAAACCCUACAAAUGUGAACAAUGUGGAAAGGCCUUUAAUUAUUCUCAUUCCCUCCGCCUCCAUGAAAGAACUCACAGCGGAGAGAAACCCUAUGAAUGUCAACAGUGUGGAAAGGCUUUCACUCAUUCUAGUGGUCUACGUGCACAUGAAAAAAUUCACAGUGGAGAGAAACCCUAUGAAUGUCAACAAUGUGGAAAGUCUUUCAAUUACUCUAAUUCUCUCCGAGUCCAUCAAAGAAUUCACAGUGGAGAGAAACCCUAUGAGUGCCAACAAUGUGGGAAAGCCUUCCAUUCUUCUAAUUCCUUCCGAGUACAUGAAAGAACUCAUAGUGGAGAGAAACCCUAUGAAUGUCAACAAUGUGGAAAGGCCUUUGCUAGUUCCUGUUACCUUCAUGUUCAUGAAAGAACUCACCGUGGAGAGAAACCUUAUGAAUGUGAACAGUGUGGAAAGGCCUUCAAUUACUCUAAUUCUCUCAGAGUCCAUGAAAGAACUCAUAGUGGAGAGAAACCUUAUGAGUGUCAACAGUGUGGAAAGACCUUCACUUGUUCUGGUGCUCUCCAUGUACAUGAAAGAAUUCACAGUGGAGAGAAACCUUAUGAAUGUGAACAAUGUGAUAAAGCCUUCACUUAUUCCCACUCUCUGAAGGUACAUAUAAAGUCACACUUUCGAGAAAUUCUAUGAAUAUAAAUAUGACUGGCGAGCCUUCCAGUUGUUCCACUUACACUGGAGCAUAUGGGAACACUCACUGAAGAGAAAAAUAUAAGAAUAUGAAAAAUAUGGUAAGACCUUCAUUUGGUCAGGUGACAUUUGAGCACAUAAAACAGAAAAACCCCAACUAACCAGAUUCUGGGGGAGAAACCCUGCAUGUAAAAAAAUGUAAGGCUAAGGGCUUUUGUGCUUCAUUGCCUAACACAUCAUAAAAGGAAAUUAUUUGAAAUGUAAGCUCUAUGGAAAACCCAUCUUAUUACACCUUGCUUUGGGUAUACCUACCUGAGAAUUUAUCACGGAGAAACCAUGUAAAUAUAAAGAGCAUUAAAAAGAAUUUCAGUCAUUUUUGUUCAUUGAACCUGAGAUCACUGUUGUCUCCCCCACUUUUUUUUUUUUUUUCCUCCAGUAAUGGGGAUUGAAUUCAGGACCUUGCACUUGCCAGGAAGU